Messenger RNA from Anthostomella pinea, 2100 nucleotides. The record is from the annotation of a GenBank genome assembly. NCBI's taxonomy places the organism in Eukaryota, Fungi, Ascomycota, Sordariomycetes, Xylariales, Xylariaceae.
AUGGACAGACCAAAGAGCGUCACCAUUGCGAAAUGGGGCGCCGCGUGCUCGCCAUGUGCCCUGGCAAAGGCCAAAUGCCUGCGGUCCAGCGACUCCUCGACGGGCUCCAAAUGUGACCGUAAAACGGCCCAGCUUGAGGAAAGGUUGAACAGCUUGGUUAACCUUCUCAAGGCUACUAACUCGGGAGAAGUCUCUAGCUCGGCGAGACAACCUGUUGACAUCCAAUCGGAUACAUCAUGUGUCCAGUCGGAGACAGAUGCUGAUGUUUCGGCACAUUGUCGAACGCCGUAUGGUGACGAUACUACUUCGCCUUUGGAGGCUGUCCCUGACCAGCUGCGCGUCAUCCCGGGCUCUUACAACGUGUAUGCCCCUCAGAUUUGCAUUUGCAGGGCCCAGGUCGGCGAAGUCCCUAUGCCUGUUGAGUCCGAUGAGGCUCUCCUGGCAACCUUCGUCAACAAGCUGAUGCCGGAAUAUCCUUUCGUAACGCUGCGUCCGGGAAUCACCGCUGCUGAGAUGGUAUCGACACGUCCCUUUCUGUUUGCCACGAUCCGGAUGGUCUCAUCGUACCGAAAUCUGAAAUCGAUGAGGGCCCAGAACUAUCUCAUCAUGAAACACAUCUCGGAGCAGAUGCUUAUGCGCUCCGAACGAUCUCUAGAGAUGCUCCAGUCCCUGCUGCUGGUUCUAGGUUAUUACCACUACCAGUGCAUGAUGCAUGCGCAAAUGAGCAACCUGAUAGCACUGGCCAAUAGUCUCGUGGCGGAUCUCGGCAUCAACAGGUUGCCUGAGCUUCAAGAAAGAACAAGGCUCCUGGUCCCGAACCCUGAAGCCCCGAAAGCAAGAACAAGUGACGAGAAAAGAGCCUUGUGUGGUGUGUGGUACAUGAACUCGAUUGUUGCUCUCGCAUUCCAGCGCAUGGACCCCAUAAAGUACACCCCCUAUGCCGACCAAUGCCUCAAGGACCUUGACUCGGCGAAGGAAUACGAGACAGAUUCACUAUUGGUCCUGCUAGUCCGUAUUCAGCAUCUCUCGGAAAGGAUUGCCCAGCUACAUGACAAGGAUAACCUCGAAGACGACCUGACUGGAAUCACCCGGGCACCUAUGAACGCAUAUUUCGGCGUGUUUCAGGCAGAGUUGGACAAGUACAGAACAGCGCUCCCCAGACAACUCAGAUCCAAUAAACUCAUCCUUUGCCAUAUGAACACGGCUACUUUGCGGUUAUGGGAACCUCCCGUUAUCGACAUGGCUCUGUUGGAGAAAAUAUCGACCUCUUUCACGUCUUUGACCAUAACUUCAGCCUCCUCUCUCGACGUCUUCUAUCGCUCCAACGCAGCACUCAAGGCGUGGUUUGAAUACUGGUUGUCCAUCGAGGUCACGGAGUAUUUUGUGUUGCCUAUGCCCGUCUGCGCGCAGCUCAUCAAUGCCGUGACAAUGUUAGCUCGUUGGGCAAAGCUUUCCAGCCCCGAAGCUAGUUACCCGCAAACUGUGGCUAUGGCAACGGCAAGUUCGGCAACACAAAGCACCCAAGGUGCCUCCAGCACUGGAGCGACUCCUGACUCGGUGCCUGUGUUCAAGACGGGGGAUUCAGACCCGGCUAUACCUGCUGCAGUCAGCGCCAUCAAAGCUCAUUUCCUCUCUCAGCCAGAACUCCAAAUCGACAUCCUCAACAUCCUUCAGGCUAUGGGGGCACGGUUCGAAGAGGCCCGGCGAGAAGUUAGCACGAAGCAAGGCGGCGUCUGGGACAACAACAUCUGGGACUUAGCUGCGAGGAAGAUCAGCAUCACACGCCUGAAGCUAGAGAGGUGGGCAGACAUUGUGGCAUCAAUGGGGGGCGAGAGCUUGUUGGGCCGCAGGUACGAAUCGACAGCCACCAGCAAUACUGAAGACUCAGACCUCAGCGAGCCCGCCCCGGAGAGGGACUGGCCGAUGGACGGUAUGGUGGCAGAGAACUGCGCGCAACAACCCCAUGAUGGCUGGCAUUCCAACGCUUCGUGGGCGCAUGAUCUGUUCGAGGGGCUGGGUCUUGACCAGAACUUCUUCUUCGACGGUCCGGGAGACUACGGUACUGUCGUUUUGAACAGCCUAGGGCCCUCGGGUGUAUGA